This is a messenger RNA of Homalodisca vitripennis (glassy-winged sharpshooter), 1888 nucleotides long. RefSeq names its product trypsin-like. NCBI's taxonomy places the organism in Eukaryota, Metazoa, Arthropoda, Insecta, Hemiptera, Cicadellidae. Gene Ontology annotation, biological process: proteolysis. Gene Ontology annotation, molecular function: serine-type endopeptidase activity. The record is from RefSeq and is a predicted model, not a curated record. The transcript is spliced from 7 exons. The coding region runs from base 54 to 1049 and encodes 331 amino acids.
CGUGUGGGUGGCUGCCUCCUCAGUCUGUACCUGUGUCAUAGUGUGCUAUCAACAUGCGUGUCAUGUGUAUCAGUGUGGCGUCCGUGUGUCUUCUGGCACUUCUGCAGAGAUUUGCCAUAGGCGCUUCUGUUACCCGGGACUUGGAGCAGGACGUGCCGAGGGCAAGGAACUCAGCUUCAGAAAGCUUCAGCAAUGAUACUAAAACUUGCAAUUGCGUGUGUGGCCAGUAUGGUCGGGAUAUGCGGAUCGUGGGAGGGACAGAGGCUGACGCACAAGAGUUCCCCUGGAUUGUCCUACUCUCCAACAGGGGCAAGUUUUACUGUGGCGGGACUCUCAUCACUGCCAAACAUGUGUUGACAGCAGCCCACUGCACCCAACAGAUCCGCAAAGAACACGUGACAGUGACGAUCGGCGAACACAAUCGUAACAACUCGACCGAGAAGCUGCAGACCCGGAAAGUUGUCCGUAUGACACCCCACAAGGGGUUCACUAUGCUCACCUUCGACAACGACAUUGCCAUCCUCGAGCUGGAUUCUCCUGUGACCUUGUACAAGACCUCGGUACGAACCGCCUGUCUCCCCAACUCAGAUGACGAAGACUACACGGGCCGGAGUGCCACUGUAGCGGGCUGGGGAAGAUUGGCUGAGAGGAAGAAGAAGACCUCAGAGCUUCUGCGCAAGGUUGAAGUUCCCAUCCUGUCAGAAUCCGAGUGCAAGAGUAAGGGCUACCCUGACAGCAAGAUCACCGAAAACAUGAUCUGCGCUGGCUACACUGAUGGCAAGAAAGACGCCUGUCAGGGAGACAGUGGCGGUCCUCUGCAUGCUAUGGACGCUAAGAACGUUACGGAAGUUAUAGGAAUCGUCUCCUGGGGCAGAGGCUGUGCGCGUCCUAACUUCCCCGGAAUAUACACGCGGGUAGCCAGGUACAUCUCAUGGAUCGACGAGCGGCUGGGAGGAGAGUGCCGCUGUACUCGCAGACCCGGUAACCGCACCAGGACUCCCCGUGACGACUUGGAGGACGAAUCUCAGGACUCCUUCAAGAUCCUGUAGACAUAAGUGGUCCGAGGUCCUCCGUCGUCUAGUCAAUUCCUCGUCCGACCCACCUUGCUCAUCCUGUGUUUUCAUCUGUAUUAUAUUCACAUUCUGUACCGUUAUUUGUAGUCGCAGUGUUGCACUAAGUAGCGAAUUUGUGAAGUUUGAAUAUAGAAUUGAAAUUAAUUCUUUACCGUAAGAUCAACAACAUUAUAUACAUUUUUUAAGUAAACUUACCAGUAGUUAUUUGAUUAUAGUUUUGACUUUUGUUUUCGUUACCAUAUAUAUUUAAUUUUAUAGUCGUAAAAGUGAUAGCUUAAGAAUCAUGUAAAUAUUUUUAGAUCUUAAAAUCUACUUGAACAUUACGCGUAUCAAACCUGUAUAUAUUAGAGCAAAACAAUAGUUUUAGCGAAGAUCUUUUAUUCGUGAAAACAUGGUUUUGUCAUUACAGUACAGUUUUCUCUGUAUAUAAAUGAGGAAUUAUAAUUAUCCACCGAAUAAUUUACAUAGUAAUUAUUGUGAUAAUAGGAUAGGAACGCAAUUAUAUGCUGUAGUGGUUACACGUAUACAGUGUUAACUAAUGAGUACGUCCCAUGUAAAAGUUGUGAUUAGUAUUGGGAGACUGCUGCAGACGGAAUUCAUUAACAGUAGAAAGUAUCGAUAGAAUGUUGAAUAAUAUUAAUAGUUUGCUAUUGUGCCAUUGUUUUAGUGGUUUAAACUUAGAUUUACUUUAACUAGUGUUUUAAGUGCAUAGUUUUACAGCAUUUUUAUACUUUAUAAAAUUAAGGUUUUUUGUUUUUUAAAUUUUAAACUUCACAAAACAGAUUGAUUUUGUUAAAUGUACCUGGUUUUAAUCA